This is a messenger RNA of Brassica oleracea var. oleracea, 2661 nucleotides long. Its product is annotated as glycosyltransferase family protein 64 protein C5. Lineage: Eukaryota; Viridiplantae; Streptophyta; Magnoliopsida; Brassicales; Brassicaceae. The transcript is spliced from 4 exons. Gene Ontology annotation, cellular component: membrane. Gene Ontology annotation, molecular function: glycosyltransferase activity. The record is from RefSeq and is a predicted model, not a curated record. The coding region runs from base 179 to 2470 and encodes 763 amino acids.
AUACAUAAUAGAGAGAGAGAUCUUUUAUUCUGUAACCUUAAAUGAAAAUAAACGAAACAAAUUUAAUAGAGAAUCAUCAAUAUUUUGAAUUAAAGAGAAUUAGCAAGUAAAUUAAUUCAUCAUAAUCACACGGUUUCGCCGCCGAGGGAGGAAGCAAAUCGUUUUUUUCGACAUUCCGAUGAUGGAAGAGACGGCGGAGAUCAUCGGAAAAAGUAGCUUGCAUAAGAACGUCCACAAUCACAACCGUUACAGAUACCUCUCCAGUUACGGUGGAAGCUCCUCCGUACGGCGUUUUCUCUUCUUCGUCUCCUGCUUCGGUCUAUACGCUUUGGUGGCCUUAACGUACGCGUGGCUCGCGUUUCCACCGCAUAUAGGACGUACGGAUCAUGUCUCGACGUCUUCGCUAGGUUGCAGAGAGGACAAUGAGGGUUCAUGGUCUGUUGGCGUUUACUAUGGCGAUUCUCCCUUCACUCUCAAACCUAUUGAAACCGUUAAUGUAUGGAGGAACGAGAGUGCAGCAUGGCCUGUGGCUAACCCUGUUUUAACAUGUGCCUCUUUGACCAAUUCUGGUUUCCCAAGCAACUUUAUAGCUGACCCCUUUCUCUAUGUUCAGGGUGAUACUCUUUACCUCUUCUUUGAAAACAAAAACCCAAUCACACUGCAAGGGGAUAUAGGAGUUGCUGAGAGUACAGACAAAGGAGCAACUUGGAAGCCUCUUGGUAUAGCUUUGGAUGAGGCUUGGCACUUGUCUUUCCCAUUUGUCUUCAACUACAACGGACAAAUAUACAUGAUGCCGGAGAGCAGCCAGAUAGGAGAGCUUCGUCUCUACCGUGCUAUCAACUUCCCCUUAACUUGGAAGCUGGAGAAAGUCAUCUUACAAAAGCCUCUUGUCGACUCCACUAUUAUCCACCACCAAGGAAACUACUGGCUACUCGGAUCAGAUCACAGUAGCUUCGGAACCAAGAAGAACGGCCAGCUAGAAAUUUGGUACAGCACCACUCCUCUCGGCCCAUGGAAACCACACAAGAAGAAUCCUAUCUACAACGGCAAAAGAAACGUCGGUGCGAGAAACGGAGGCAGAGGGUUCUUACACGAUGGUAAUCUCUACCGUGUUGGUCAAGAUUGCGGCGAGAAUUACGGGAAAAGGAUACGCAUAUUUAAAAUAGAGACUCUUUCCAAGGAAGAGUACAAAGAAGUCGAAGUACCCUUCGAUUUAGAAGUCCCCCGUAAAGGUAGAAACUCUUGGAACGGAGUUAGGCAGCAUCAUUUCGAAGUGCGUCAGCUAAGUUCCGGUGGAUACGUUGGUCUUGUUGACGGCGACCGUGUAACUUCAGGAGAUCUAUUUCAUCGAGUUUUACUCGGAUAUGCAUCUCUCGCUGGUUCUAUCACAUUGGUAGUGUUACUCGGGUUUUUGCUUGGGGUUGUGAACUGCAUUGUUCCAUCGACAUGGUGUAUGAACUACUACGCUGGGAAAAGAACCGAUGCGCUCUUCAAUCUAGAAACUGAUGGUUUCUUCUCGGAGAAGCUAAGACGGAUGUGUUCUCGGUUAAAUCGAGUACCUCCCUUUCUGAGAGGACUCGUGAAGCCUAGCUCUAGGUUAGGAAGAUUAGCACUCGGUUUGAUACUCCCCGUAGGAGUCUUUCUCUCAUGUCUAGGCGUCAGUUACAUAUACGGUGGAAGCGGAGCUGUUGAGCCUUACACUUUCAAAGGCCACGCGUCUCAGUUCACGUUAGCAACUAUGACUUACGACGCACGUCUCUGGAACCUCAAAAUGUACGUGAAACACUACUCACGAUGUGCUUCUGUUAAAGAGAUCGUUGUCAUAUGGAACAAAGGGCAUCCUCCUGAGCCCACCGAGCUAGACUCCGCCGUGCCGGUCAGAAUCCGAGUCGAGAAAAGGAACUCUCUCAACAACAGGUUCAGUAUCGACCCGUUGAUUACAACCAGAGCCGUUCUGGAGCUCGACGACGAUAUAAUGAUGUCCUGCGAUGAGAUCGAAAAGGGGUUUAGGGUUUGGCGGGAGCACCCGGAGAGACUGGUGGGAUUCUACCCGCGUUACGUUGACCAGAGCAUGACUUAUAGCGCGGAGAAAUUCGCGAGGAGUCAUAAGGGGUACAAUAUGAUUUUAACCGGAGCGGCGUUUAUGGACGUUGGUUUCGCGUUUGGGCUGUACCAGUCGGAGAGGGCGAGGCUUGGUCGGGAGUUCGUGGACGAGCAGUUUAACUGCGAAGACGUUCUGUUGAAUUUCUUGUACGCGAACGCGAGUGGUUCGGCGAAGGCGGUGGAGUAUGUGAGGCCGUCGGCUUUGGUGCUUGAUACUUCGAAGUUUUCGGGCGUGGCGAUAAGUGGGAACACGGAUCAGCAUUACAGGAAGAGAAGCGAGUGUCUACGGAGAUUCUCGGAGUUGUACGGGACCUUGUCUGAUCGGAGGUGGGAGUUCGGUGAAAGAAGAGAUGGGUGGGAUUUGUAGAAAGAGGGAGUUGUUAACUUGUAAGUCAAGCAAGUAGUUUUUUUCAAAUAAGUUUUAAAAUAUGAAUUUUGUAGCUCUUUGUUCUAUGAUGUUAAGUUUAGCCUCUGUAUUUCUCAUAUAAUCGUGUUAUUAGAUGUUUAGAAGCUGUUGUAGGGAAAUAGAGAGGUAUGGAAUAUUGGGAAUAUCGUGUU